Eupeodes corollae is the source of this 1053-nucleotide messenger RNA. RefSeq lists its product as uncharacterized. Bases 87 to 743 code for a protein of 218 amino acids. NCBI's taxonomy places the organism in Eukaryota, Metazoa, Arthropoda, Insecta, Diptera, Syrphidae. The record is from RefSeq and is a predicted model, not a curated record. The transcript has 4 exons.
ACAAACAUUCAAUAUUAUUUUAUUAAUUAAGCUUGAAAUCAAUACAAAUUGAAAUUGAUCCCCUACGAAACCUCCUAACAUCUACAAUGAAACCUUCUAGCAAAAGAAAAAGAUCUGAAAAUUGGGAUUCAACUGACAAGCUUCUUCUUCAUCAACUUAUUCAAAACAAAUUCCAUAUUAUUGAAAAUAAAAAUGUUGACACUAACAUCUCAAUGGCCAAGCGAGCAGCAUGGAAAGAUAUCCUUCUAGCAUUCAACAAACAAUCCAACACGAAACGAAAUUUCCCACAAAUUUAUAGUCAAUGGAAAAGAAUGAAGUUACACAUGAAGAAGAGAGCCACGUCCAAUGGAAGUGCUAAUCGAAGCUCGGCUGGAGGUUGUCCAAUAAUCAGUAAAUCACCAGAGCAUCUAUUAGUUUAUCCCAAGGACGAGUUUAUUGUUGAUCACAGUGUGUACGACGACUACGAGAGCAGUAUUGCCCAAGGCAGUGUUAGCCUUAACAAUUAUGAGUACUCAAAAGAUCGUUAUUCAGAAAAGUCUGUAGGCAAAACUAAUGCGGCAGAUCAACACUUCCGAAAUAAAUGUGAAGAAGAAAUUGAAACGUUGCGCUUAGAGCGAUCUCUGAAACUCAAAGCGUUUGAAGCUGACGAAAGAAGAAAGGACGAAGAGCAUCAGAUGAGGCUUCAAUUUAUGGAGGAAGAACAUCAGCUCAAAAUAGAGUUACUUACGGAAAAAAUUUCUUAAAUUUUUGUCUGUUUUUAGAUGUAAACAGUUUUGUUUUGUUGUUGUCAGUUUUAAGUUUAGUCUUAAUUUUCAAGUUAAGUCUUAAUUUUUCGGGAAUUUAACUGAGUUUGUAAUUAAAUUGUGAAUAUACCUAUAGGUAUAUAAAGUUAGUGGUCUUUUUGGCCCGGUUAUUGUUUUGUAGGGAGCGUUUUAUAUUUAAUGCUGAAAAUAAAUUAUGUAAAUACAUGGAAUUAUAUUAAACAAAAACCAUUCAAUAAAAAACUCAACGAAAUGGGACUUUUUCUCGAUAGAUGAAGUUCUGUUAUUAUAA